UUGUUCUGUCGUGGAAAUGUCUGUCGUAGAAAGUUUGGAGGUGGAUUCGUACAGCGAUCUUUUAAUCGCCAAUGCAUUAAUUUAAGCAAGUAAACAAAAUGAUAGAGUAAUAAAACACCGACAAUUAUGACAAAUACAAAUGAAGUAACAUUUCAAGAGCUUGAAGCAACUGAUGUUGUAAGCAUAGACCUUGUACCCGAACGGAAGGGAAUUAUACUAAAACACUGCGAGUAUUAUGUCAGCUCAAGGCGUCAUGGCACAACUGUGACCAGAAGAUACAAUGAUUUUGUACAGCUUUACGAUGUGCUAUUUGCUAAAUAUCCUUAUCGGGCUGUAUGUCAGCUACCUCCGAAACGUGUGGUGGUUGGGGGCGGAAGUGGACAGUUCUUAGAAUCCCGUCGCGCUGCUCUCCAACGUUGGCUAUCGUUGGCCGCCUGUCAUCCAAUAUUGGCGCAUGAUGCUGACUUGCGCAUCUUCCUAUCUGAGUCGGUCCUGCGGCUGGAGAAACCUAAGCACGACGAGUUCGUGCUUGCCGGUACUCAGUGCGAUGAACAGGAAGAAACAUCUCUAGACGAAAUGAAGGCGAGGUUUGCGAAGGAGCAGGAACAACUGCGGAUCUUGUACUUGGGGAUGGAUAGACUAGCGCAGAUAUUCGAUAGAGUUAAAAUCAGAUGCGAAGCAGAAAAAUCAGAUUUCCGUGAGCUGGGGGCCGCGCUGCAGGCGCUGUCGACGCGGGACGCCGCCGACACCCCGCUCUGGACCCGGCUCAAGCAAGCUUACGGCGACGCGGCGCUGGUAUGUACCGGGGAGAUGUUCGACGACGAGUCUGUGGACAGCGAGGCGGAGGGGCGGGUGUCGCUGGCGCGCGACGCGCUGGCGGCCGGCCGCGAGCUGUGCGCGCGGCUGGGGCGCGGCCUGCACGCAGAGCGCGCCGCCGCCGCCGCGCUCGCGCCGCCCCACGCGCAGCUGCGGAGACGACACCUCUACGCGCUCACCGCCGUCCUUCAGGAAGCGUGCGUGUGGCGCGCGUACGCCGCGGCCGCGCUGCAGGCGCUGGGGGGGUUGGCGCGGGCGCGCGGGGCGGGGCAUGCGCGGGCCGCCGCCGCCUGGGCGCGCCUCCACGCCGCGCUGCCGCCCGCCGCUUCCGCGCCUUACUAAAGGGAUUAGUUAUUUCGAAUAACAUAUCCAGGCCCACAUUUUUUUUAAGGGAUUUAAUGACCUGGUAAUUAAGACCUUUAGGUCAAGUCUUAUUUUAAUGAAAAUAUGAAACAUGGCAUGCAAUGAAAUGAGAUGAGAUAAAAUGAGAUGAUAUGGGAUGAAAUAUAAUCUCAGUAAAACGGUGGUCAUUUACUGAGACUUUUUCAGUGGAUUUUUUGGAGGAUCCUGAGAAGUUACGUCCAUUGGCUUUGUUUUAUUUUCUCACAUUUGUGUACUUUCAGAGAUACUAAACAGUUAAUAAACCAAUGUUAUUACCCAUUUAAACCGGAAUAAACACUAAAUAGACAGUAAAAAAAUCACACAACUUCACUCCUUGCGUUCCCGCCAAAAAAUCUUGCAGGCUCACAACUACUAUACUGACUAUAAUUAGACCCGCUAUAGUUUUAAUUUUAUAGAUGUUAUGCCCGUGAGGCGCAUAACACCUGCCCACAGCAAUGAUACUGAAAGACGAUCCACGACCACUAUGACAAGAGUGAUACGACAAAGGAGAGAUAGUUAUAAAGAAAUUUGUCUGUCCAUUCGUCCGUGACAACGAAACCACUGUGAAGUAUUUGAAAUGUCAAAAAUAAUAAAGGCGAGACUGAACGGUAAAAAUAGUUGUAAUCAUAAGUAUCUACGAAUCGGGUUAACAAAAAGAAUGCAUAAUGUUGAAUAAUUAUCUGUGCAGCCACUACUAGUAGCGGGAGAUUUUGAUGAAUAAUUCGUAUUAAAAUUAUAGUCCUAAGAAUUUUGAAUAUAGAAUAUAGAAUAAAAACGAUUUUUGCAUACAGCCAUACAGCCAGUUCCAACUUGCAUAUGCUUGUGAUUUCCGGAAUUCAAGGAUAAUUAUUAAUAUAUUUCAUUCAGUCAACAUUUAUGGUAGAAUUAGCGCAAUGUAAGUUCAAUAAAUGAACUUAAUAACUAAAAGGUUCACAAAAUAAACGUGACGCGCGAUUUGUGAGCUAAUAAAUUAAUUUAUGCAAAAAAUUUAAAAUACAUAUAUGUAUAUAUGCAUGCGAUUAAAUAUUAUAAUAUAUAUAAUCAGACCCUUAUGUGCCUUUUUGCUGUAUUUAAUUUUAAUUGUUGGAUUUAGGAAAAACAUAUUUUUGAAUAACUUUCUUCUUGGAUGUGUUCGCUAUGUGUUCAGUGUUGUAGUGAGUCGGUACCUAGGAGACUAUAGUUAAAAAAAACUUUAAAGUGAAGAAAAUAAAUAUGAGAAUAACCGAAUAAGUUUUCAUUCGUAAUGCAAACAAAACUAGAUUUUUGUUACCUAUCUAUGUAUAUGACGUAUUAUGAACACAUUCAAAUAAAAAUAAGUCUAAAAUAAAUAUAUUUGUUUAGUCAUAAUAUUAUAUACUUUUAGACUUUUAUAUAAUAGUUAAAACAUUCCAUUAUUAUAUAACUGUAAAAUAAAUAGGUACGUAAUUAUGCACAAUUAGAAUUAUUUUUGUUAAUUUAGAUAAUACGUAUUUUAAUUUCAAACAAAAAUGAUUUUAUAAAUCUCUAAGCUCACGUAUGUUUGCUCAGGUUAUUUAUUUGUAUAUACACGGCUGUUAGCUAUAUAUCGAAUAGAAAUGCAAUAUUUUUUUAAAUAGUAAUGAUAAAUUAAAAAUAAGCAUUGUCAUAUCUCGAAUAAUUAAUGAUACUCUAGAAACCAUUUUGAUAUUUUUUUAAAUAAAUGUGUAUAAAUUUCUUAUACAUAUAACAUAUAUAAAUAUAAUUGUUUCUCUAAGUGGCGUGCAAAGGAAUUCAAAGGAUACGCCAUCGCGCCAUCUUGUAUAGAAGAAUAUUAAUUCGCAUAAUACAUGACUAUAAUAUAUAGAUUCGCUUUUUCUGCUUCAAAGCAAUAAGGCGUCUUGUUACAUUUGCCGUUUAUAAUCUUUUAACUCUAAACAGCGAACAAUAUGAAUGUUUUACAUUUUGAUAUGUUAUUUAAAUUUUUCAAUAAUAUAUUUCGUGUUACAAUAAAUGAAUAAAUAAAUAAAAAAAUUAAAAA
Molecule: messenger RNA, 3193 nt
Organism: Bombyx mori (domestic silkworm)
Lineage: Eukaryota; Metazoa; Arthropoda; Insecta; Lepidoptera; Bombycidae
Product: sorting nexin-8
Exons: 7
Coding region: 127-1158 (343 amino acids)
Biological process (GO): intracellular protein transport; early endosome to Golgi transport
Cellular component (GO): early endosome membrane
Molecular function (GO): phosphatidylinositol binding
Source: RefSeq, a predicted model, not a curated record